Molecule: messenger RNA, 2751 nt
Organism: Hyaloscypha bicolor E
Lineage: Eukaryota; Fungi; Ascomycota; Leotiomycetes; Helotiales; Hyaloscyphaceae
Exons: 3
Coding region: 1-2751 (916 amino acids)
Biological process (GO): mitophagy; protein localization to phagophore assembly site; piecemeal microautophagy of the nucleus
Cellular component (GO): cytosol; phagophore assembly site; Atg1/ULK1 kinase complex
Source: RefSeq, a predicted model, not a curated record
AUGCCUGGGUAUAACGACGCUGAUGAAGGUAGUGGGGAUAGUGGGGUUAUACAAUCUGGUGGUCCAAGUAAGGAUGCUGUCAAGAAAUUGGAUCAGAUUAUACAGAACUUCCACACUAAAGCUGCUGUUGUGGUCCUACAAUCUCGAGUUUCCCUACCUGUGGUCAUCUUAAAGGACGGUUCCAAGAAAGUCAACAAAUGGUUUCAAAUUGAGACCGACGACACAACGUCCUUUCGAGAAGAGUUGAGUCAGUGGCGGACUUGCGGCAGCUUCCAGAAUCGACCACCACCCCUCCUAAUCGAAACAUACCUCGACACCUCCGAAUUAACAAAUAGCCAGAGUCUUGUUAUCCUGGAUGAUGAAGGGAAGCGAUGGGAUGUAUUGGAGGCACUCAAUUCCAGCGGAUCGAGUGAUGGAGGUUCUCGUCUGCGAAGACGAAAUAAGGAAGUAAUAUUGGAGCGUUGGAGAAUCGAACUCAAAGAUAGUCCAGGGGAACGGGCAUACGACUUUGGUACAUCACUGCCAACAGUCUACAAGAAGUGCAUUGUCUUCUUUCGCUCGUUGUAUGCGACCACCAAAUUUGUGCCAACCUGGAGAUUUGUAAAGAACUUGGCGAAAACUGGAUCAGCGAACAGUUCCCUGCGGAUCAACUGUCGAAUCUUGAACAACGACGUUCAGCCCAGUCGAUUUGAUGCGCUUACUCACCCUCUUUAUGAGACUGGAGGUCCUGUCACAACCGACUAUUUCCUGGGAUCGACAGACACUCCAGUGGGACAAUUCUGCGCCGAAGUCGUGUAUCGAAAUGAUUGUAACUUCCGUGUUGAUGACUCUGAAGCCCUUCUAAGCUCGAGAUUUAUGGGAGCAGAUGAGCACUUUUUCCAGCCUUCGUUAGGGAUAACGACUGAUAACCGACGCCAAUCAUCACGGGCCGUUGAAGUUGGCUCUUUACCAGCACACCGGCAGCAAACCGAAGACUCCGAGCCAAUUCAAGCUUAUGGCAGCUUGUCAACAUUUCAUGGCGACGCACCUCCAAGGGGUUCCAGCCCCAUCUCCGCCCUUCGAGCAGCCAAAACCAUGGGAUCAGAGACGAAUUCUCCACCCAUGGGCUCCGUACCUAAAUCUAGACCCAUACAGACCUCUAGAGCUUCUUUGAUCUCAUUAGAAGGUAUCAAUAUGGCAAGAAGGCCAUCUGUAUCAUUUCAGCCUUUCAAAGCUGGGUCCCUUUCCUCCUCUCCUGGCCGUAGCACUCCGUUACAUCACGCCAGUGAUAUGCUUCCACCUCAGUCACCACAAUCGCUUCCUCGAACCUCUGGUAUUAGUACUCUAGCUCAAGCCCGGAACCGCUCGUCUCUCACAGCUGGCAUGCCAGCGUCUUUAAGGGGUGGCCCGCUCGCGCCAGAUAAUGUAGUCUCGUCCUCUGCAUCAAGUUCACCGAAACCUGCUCCUAUAAAUCGUUAUAGCAGCAGCUUUACCCACCGCCGGGGGCGGUCUUCGUUUGGCGGCACAAGCAAGAUUGUCGACGAUGAUCAACAUAGCAGCGGCAAGCAAAGCUUAUCUUCGUCCUCUGCACAACCUGGUUCUGGUAUCCUCGCCGAAGCAGGUACCGGGGCAAGUUCAGGAUCUCUGCAGACUGAUGAUGACAAUAUCUCAGAGUUCCUGAAGCUGCUGGAUAGUAAGAAGACUCUGCAAAGUUUCGAGCAGUCGGGAGAAGCGUCUGCCAAGCGGACAAGUGCACAGCUCUCGAAAUUCCAGUCAAUGCGUGACUCCAACAAUGCGUUGACCGAAUCGAUGUCAUCUUCUACGUUGUUACAUCGGUCUUCAAGCUCAUCAAGUCGACAACUAUCUAGUGUCCCGCCAAUGGUUGCGGCUACAUCGAUGUCGGCAUCAUCGUCGCCUGGAAAGCCUGUAUCACCUCACACUCCGCACACGCCCGCCGUGCCUUCACGUCUGAGUGCAAAUUCUAUUGCAGAGUAUUCAGAGCCUCGCAGAUUGCCUCAUCGCAGCAGGACAGCUGCUGAUGCGGCCCUUGAGGAUGUUGCUGACGAUGAUGCCCCAUCGAACGAGCUUGGUACUAAUGCAAUCGAUAUCCCGACAUCUCCGAGGACAUACUUCCCACAUGCUCGGCGAUCAAGCUCUGUUGCUCAGCAACACAGGUCUCUCGCCGUUGAGGAUGAUCUGGGGGACCUGCCAUUUGGCAUUCAUCGGAGUAUCAGUUUGGGAGCCGAUGACCGCGAGCCACCUAGUUUGAGUGCACUACUUGGGCCGGGUCACACCACCGAGAAUGUGGCUUCUACAUCGUCACCCUCCCAACGUGGUCUCCGACCAGCUCCCCAUAUCUCGGAGACUCCGAUGUCCCUUGAGGCACAUGAGUCAGAACCUCAGCAAGUAUCGCGUGUGCUCUCUGCUGGCUCUAUGAACUCACCGUACCGCCCGAGACUGGGGAGAACUGGAGGACGUGGUGUAACUCCUCCGCAAACAGGCUCUAACUCCAGCUUGAUAGAAAGAGGAAGUGGCAGUGGUAGUGAGAGGGCAAGUGGCAGAUACAGCUUUACGAGACCGGCGGGCACAUACGAAGCUGAUGACGAACCACUGCUCUUCCAAAUGAGUGAGAUAGGAAGAGACAACUCGGGACGAAGAAGUCUUGAGGAGCCCAGGGGAGGGGGGAAUAUAGGCCCCACCGAACGAGGAGGAUUUGAGCCUAGGGGAGGGGAGUCGGGCUCGAGUAGCAGAAGGGGCAGCCGACGCUGGUAA